AUGGGGCAUCUUAGAGAUUGCAUAGGUCAUGUUAGGAAUUUGACAAUUAUAUCAGAUAGGGCAAACUCAAUUGAUAUGGCUAUUAGAAGAUGUUUCCCCGAUGCUUUUCAUGGACUUUGUGGUGUUCAUUUGUUCAGGAAUCUAAAAACAAGGUGUGCUCGUAUAAAAAACCACAAAUGGAAAUAUUGGAAGGCUGUGAAAGCUUAUCGAGAAGUAUAUUUUAAUAAACACAUGAAUCGUCUAAGACGUGUGUUGCCUCAAUGUGCCGAAACUUUAGAUAAUGUUGGGAUUGAAAGAUGGUCAAGAGUACACGCCCUUGGAGCAAGGUAUGGUUUCAUGACAUCUAAUAGUGCAGAAUCAAUCAACUCUCUAAGUCGUCAUGCAAGAAAACUACCCAUUACUAUGCUAAUGGAGUUUUUUCGAGCAUCAGUUCAGGAUUGGUACUAUAAGAAAAGAAAUGUUGCAGAAACAUUGGAACGCCGUGUUACACCAUGGACCGAAAAAAAGAUUGCAAAGCGUGUUGUGAAGUCAGCAUCAUGGAGAGUUAAACCAUGUUCAAACACAUUGUUUGAAGUUUCAGAUAAUACUUUGAAUGGGCUUGUCGAUCUAGAUGCAAAGACGUGUACUUGUGGGAAAUGGCAAAUUUCAGGUUUUCCUUGUGGCCAUGUUAUAAAAGUUGCUCUUCAUCUAAACCAAGAUGAUUCCACUGUAUACGCAAUGGACUGCUACACUUCAGAUAUAUAUCGACAGACUUAUGCUGAGAUUGUCUAUCCCAUACCACAUCCGUCUGAAUGGGAGAUACCUGAUGACUUACAAACAGUUUUGCCACCAGUCAUGGACAAAAGGCUACCCGGCCGACCCAAAAACCGCGAUCGUAUACCUUCUAAGGGUGAGGAGAAGAGAAAAAUAACAUGUAGUCGUUGCAAGGAACGCGGUCAUACAAGGAUGACUUGUAGAGCACCCAUGCCAUCACAAACAUCAUUUCCUCCACCGACACAAUAUGGAUCAUCAUCUUCAUCAAAAGCUCACCAUGUGCCAAGUAAAGGGAAAUCCACAUCUCAAUCAAAAUCACAUUCAUCACCUUUUGGGACUAUUAACUUGGGUGAUUUUUAG
Molecule: messenger RNA, 1113 nt
Organism: Erigeron canadensis
Lineage: Eukaryota; Viridiplantae; Streptophyta; Magnoliopsida; Asterales; Asteraceae
Exons: 2
Coding region: 1-1113 (370 amino acids)
Molecular function (GO): zinc ion binding
Source: RefSeq, a predicted model, not a curated record